Molecule: messenger RNA, 1226 nt
Organism: Hyposmocoma kahamanoa
Lineage: Eukaryota; Metazoa; Arthropoda; Insecta; Lepidoptera; Cosmopterigidae
Product: ATP-binding cassette sub-family A member 7-like
Exons: 8
Biological process (GO): transmembrane transport; lipid transport
Cellular component (GO): membrane; intracellular membrane-bounded organelle
Molecular function (GO): lipid carrier activity; ABC-type transporter activity; ATP hydrolysis activity
Source: RefSeq, a predicted model, not a curated record
AUGGUGUUAGGGCUGACACGCACACGGAGCAGCGUGGAAGCGCAGCGCUGCCGCAUUAUGGCGUGGAAGCCAUCCAACCGCGCCGCGCAGAACAUACCGGACGCGCUACAGCAGCGCCCCAGCCCCAUCAGCGCCCUGAACGCGUUGUAUUGCAUAUUGCCGGCGAUCGCUUCGAUAUUAGACGAUUCUGGAUUCAAUAUACGAUUUAGUGUAAUACUUUAUGAUAUACCUAUUUGGACUUCCGAAAUAUUUAUGCCACCACACGCGGCGCUGCUGGCUUUCUACAGAGGAGGCAGAAGUGCUCAGUGGAACGCCCAGUGCGCCUUGAACAUGUGUAACGGAACACAACAGUUAAAUGAUGCAUGUUGUAAACAGAGAAAUCCAGAAUGUUACUUCUGUAUCGACAGUGGAAAACCCGGGGCACCCUUGCUAAUACUCUUACUUCAAACUUGUUUAUACAUGAUAUUCGUACUCCUGGCUCAACAUGGCUACUUGAAUCAAUGGCGAGAUAAGUUGGUGAACAUGAAAUAUGUCAGGCCGCAGAAGCAUUACAACGAUAAAAUGGUUCUAGCCGAAGAAAGUUACGUUAGCAAGAACAUUGCGUUGUCGCAGGCGCAAGCUACCGACGCAAUGUUGAUCGGAGACGUGCACAAAAACUACGUGAGCAUUGGAUGCGGUCACGUCAAGAAAUGCAACGCCGUCAAGGGUGUUAGCUUUUCGGUUAAAAGAGGCGAGUGCUUUGGCGUGCUGGGCGUGAACGGCGCGGGCAAGUCGAGCACGUUCCGCACAAUCACCAGCGAGGAUCACGCAACUCGGGGACAAGUAUUCGCCAACAGACACUGCCUUACUUUGUGCCACAGACAACAAUACUUGCUGUCUUUAGGGUACUGUCGGCAGUUCUUCGGACUGGACCUGUUCCUGUCUGGGUGGGACAAUCUAGCACUGCUGCUCAAACUGCGCGGCUGGUCAGGAGACACUAUUACCAAAGAGGUUGACAUCUGGAUAAAAGCUGUUGGUCUGGAGCGAUACGCCAAAGAGCGCGUAUGCUUCUACAACCGCGACUGCAAGCGGCGUUUGGCUGCAGCGGCGGCGCUGGCGCAGGGCGCGCCCGUCACACUGCUGGACGAGCCCACUGCCGGCGUCGACGCUACCACCAGGAGAUACGUCUGGAGAGCGCUCAGGCGAGGGCAGGCCCUGGGUCGUACCAUUAUCAUGACUUCUCAUUG